Tripterygium wilfordii is the source of this 753-nucleotide messenger RNA. Its product is annotated as chaperonin-like RBCX protein 1, chloroplastic. The record is from RefSeq and is a predicted model, not a curated record. Gene Ontology annotation, molecular function: protein folding chaperone. Gene Ontology annotation, biological process: ribulose bisphosphate carboxylase complex assembly. The coding region runs from base 190 to 702 and encodes 170 amino acids. Lineage: Eukaryota; Viridiplantae; Streptophyta; Magnoliopsida; Celastrales; Celastraceae. The transcript has 6 exons.
GAGCUCUAUAGAGACUCUUGACAAAAAAAAUUCUCCUUCACAAGUGUGGACCCAAAUAGAUAUUUUUGCACUGCAAGUUCAGAUAUUGUUUUCUUGAAUAAUUCUGGUUCUGGUCUCAAACCCAUAUCCCCUCUAAUUCGUCCUCUCUGUGCCUAAAUUUAAUUCUUAAUUUCUCACUUUGUAUUAUCCAUGGAAUCCUCUGCUAUUGUCUCCCUCUCUCAGCUCUCCUUUUUCCCACCAAGACCAAACAGAGGCAGAGCUUAUCCUUCAUGGCCAUGUAAGAAGAAUUCUCAAUGUUCUCGCAUACAGUGUCAGAAAAUGUAUGUCCCAGGAUUUGGAGAAGCAUCACCAGAAGCAAAGGCAGCCAAAAACCUACAUAAUUUCUUUACUUACACUGCCGUCAAAAUAGUUGCUGCACAGCUUGAGAGCUAUAACCCUGAAGCAUAUGAAGAGUUAAUGGAGUUUUUGGGUAGACACUCUUUGAAUGAUGGGGACAAGUUCUGUGGCAGUUUAAUGAGGGAAUCUUCCAGGCAUAAAAAUUUAGCUCUGCGGAUUUUGGAGGUUCGAUCUGCAUACUGUAAAGACGACUUCGAGUGGGAUAACAUGAAGAGAUUAGCUUUCAAGAUGGUGGAUGAUUCUAACAAGAGACUAAUGAGGGAUUAUGUAAUAGAAACCAGUCACGUAGAAGAAGGGGAGAAGUAAUUAGUGUUGCACCCACUUAUCUGUGUAAAGAAGGGGAGAAUCAAUUAUUCC